AGAGGAAGAAGGGAGGGAGGGAGGAAGGGGGGAGGAAAGGACUCGAGCGAGGAAAGGAAAUGAGGAAGGAAGGAAAUUGGAGGGGCUAGAGCGAGAGAUGGGUGGGGGGGGGGGCUAGUAGAUGUAGCUCUAGUUGUGGGCCGGGGGGUGAGCUAGCUAGCCCGGGCUGCUCUGCCGAAACAUCCAUGGGUGGCUGUGUCGGGAGCCACCACGACUCCUCGGGCAGCUUAAACGAGAACUCGGACGGCACAGGAGUGGCUCUAGGGCGUAACCAGCCCCUGAAGAGAGAGCGGCCUAAAUGGAAAAGUGACUACCCGAUGACUGAAGGCCAGCUGCGCAGCAAGAGAGAUGAGUUCUGGGAUACGGCGCCAGCAUUUGAGGGCCGGAAGGAGAUCUGGGAUGCGCUGCGGGCUGCAGCCAGCGCAUUUGAGAGCAAUGACCACCUGCUGGCUCAGGCCAUCCUCGACGGGGCCAGCAUCACACUGCCGCACGGAGCUCUGACUGAAUGUUAUGAUGAAUUGGGGAAUCGAUACCAGCUGCCAGUCUACUGCCUCUCUCCUCCCGUCAACAUGAUUGAAGAGCGCUCUGACGAGCCUGAUGGUUCAGAUCCAGACUCCGGGGCCGCAGACCCGUCCACAGGCAGCGCCGGCGACGCCGGCUCGGGGGGGGAGUGCCAGCUUCGGCUCCGGCUCUCCACGGGUCGCGACCUCCGGCUGGUGGUCCGUUCCAUGGACACAGUGGGCAUGAUGAAGCGCCGCCUACAUAGUCAGGAGGGCGUGCCUGCUUCAACCCAACGCUGGUUUUUCUCAGGUCGGCCACUGACAGACAGACUACGCUUGGACCAACUCAACAUCUCCAGGGACUAUGUGGUGCAGGUUAUCCUCAGCCAGCCGCCACAGCCAGAGCCGGCGUCAACACCAGGACACACACCAGAAGCCUGUGGGCCAGUGGCAGCACUGCCGCAAGAGCCUACACCGGUGGAGAAUUAACUGAACCCGGCCGCCUGGAGGAGAGGGAGGAUAACAAAGGAGAAAGAGAGAGAGUGAAGUUGAUUCUGACUUUUCUCUUUAGAUUUUUUUCUCUUCUCCUCUUUGUUUUUGGACUGAGGUUGGCCGUCUCCCAGAACUCUUGAAAUGAGAAGAAACUCUUCCUUAUGGUUUUACACGUUGAAAUUUUGACCUUUUUGAAGUCUUUUUAACUGUUCCUAUGGAAACCAAGCAACAAAAAGAUAACUGUCAGAUGGCUUAAGGGUUUUCUUAGCAACACUGAUUUUCAAAUGUUUCUGCGUUUCAGUUUCCAUUCAAGUCCUGCUGUCUGGCAAAGCUUGGUCAGGAGAAUUCUGUUUAAGGCUACAGGGUUAUACAUACAUCUUCAUCACAAUACAAUUCAACACGGACUGUUUAAGAAGAAAGGAAGAAAUAUAGUUUAACAAUCAUGACAGUUAUACUUAAUUAUAUGUGAAUCAAAUCAACAACACCUCCUCUCUUGGGGAAUAAGUCAGUAUGCUACCGCUGUAAAGAAAGGUUAGAAAACAGAUGUCCCUCUUGUCAAGAGGUUGCAAUCAAGAGGCAUGAUGACGUGUUACCAAGCUGCUGCUGGAUUACAUGCUUUAUUUCACUCCGCUUCACAGAACAAUCAGAGCAAUC
Etheostoma cragini (Arkansas darter) is the source of this 1646-nucleotide messenger RNA. RefSeq names its product ubiquitin domain containing 2 (gene ubtd2). The transcript has 3 exons. Gene Ontology annotation, molecular function: protein binding. The coding region runs from base 186 to 989 and encodes 267 amino acids. The record is from RefSeq and is a predicted model, not a curated record. NCBI's taxonomy places the organism in Eukaryota, Metazoa, Chordata, Actinopteri, Perciformes, Percidae.